Molecule: messenger RNA, 984 nt
Organism: Penicillium manginii
Lineage: Eukaryota; Fungi; Ascomycota; Eurotiomycetes; Eurotiales; Aspergillaceae
Product: mRNA 3'-end-processing protein rna14
Exons: 3
Coding region: 1-984 (327 amino acids)
Biological process (GO): mRNA 3'-end processing
Cellular component (GO): nucleus
Molecular function (GO): protein binding; mRNA binding
Source: RefSeq, a predicted model, not a curated record
AUGCGCGCCAUGCGUCGUAUUCAGGGUAAGGGUAAGGCGGGUGAAGAACUCGGAUCUCGAUCGAUCUUUGCAGAAGCUCGAAAGCGUGGCCGUAUCACUAGCGAUGUCUACAUUGCCAGUGCGCUCAUGGAAUAUCACUGCUAUAAGGAUCCUUCCGCUACAAAAAUCUUUGAACGCGGUGCAAAGCUAUUCCCACAAGAUGAAAACUUCGCCCUCGAAUACCUCAAACAUUUGAUUGACAUUAAUGAUAUCAUCAAUGCUCGAGCUGUAUUCGAGACGACAGCCAGAAGAUUUGCCUCUGAUCCCGAGACUGUUCAGAAAGCUAAGCCCAUUUUUGCCUUCCUUCACGAAUAUGAGUCUCGAUACGGAGAUUUGGUGCAAGUGAUAAAUCUGGAGAAUCGCAUGCGUGAGCUCUUUCCCGAAGAUCCCUCGUUGGAUCGGUUCUCGCACCGCUACACCACACCCACAUUCGAUCCAGUAUAUGUGCGGCCAGUCUUGUCGCCGUCGCAGACCCAGCCCAAGACAUUACACGCAGGCGUCAAACCGGAAAUCCAAACUUCACCAGCACCUGGGCAGCAUGAUAUGUCCUUUAGCUCGCCAAAGCGACCUUACCCCAGCGAGGAUUUCGAUUACGACUCUGACCGCCCCCGCAAGUUUGUUCGGGCCGAGUCGCCUCUCAAGGCCGCGCAAGGUCGCCGUCUUGAUCAACAGAAGCGAGGGCAAGCCAUCAAUGGCCAGGUCACGUCCCACUACAAACCACAAGGAUCCCCGGCGCCCCUACCCCGAGAGGUGGUCCAGCUACUCAACAACAUACCCCAUGCAUCGGCAUACCACCUUCCGCGCUUGUCACCAGAAAAAAUGGUCGAUCUCAUUCGCCGCACCGAUAUCCCGGCGAGCCCUUCCCAGAUCCCGCUCCCAGCCAAUGCCAGAGGGCUUGGUACAGCGCAGAGUGGGGUCAAUGCAUAUGGAGGUGCUUACCGCUAA